CUCGUGGUGCAGAGACGAUUAAAGCGGCGCUGCCUCCGCCUUUCCAGCUGAAUUCUUGCGAUGUCCUCUUCCAGCAAGAGGAAAAACAAGAAACGGCCUCCUUCGGAAAAGGACUCGGCUCUCGACCAACGAGGCGCAGCCCAAGAACCCCUCGGGUGGCAGAGGUUGUCGGUUGCAGACUUUCUGGACAAGGAAGAUGACAAAGUCCCCAAAAUAUACAGAGAAACUUUUGUGCAGUUGGCACUCAACACAAUGAAGCUGGGAAAUAUUUGCAUAGGGCGUCCAGUGCUGCUUACCAGUACAAAUGGGAAGCAAGAGGUUUGCACAGCAUGGCCUGUUGCAGGCUUCCCUGGUAAAAAAAUUGGCAUAAGUGCAGUUACACAGAAGAAUCUGAAAGUGGUACCUGGUGACACGGUCUUUGUCCAGCCUGUGACUGGUGCUGUACUUCAAGCAGAGGAAGUGGAAGUGAAGCUGGGGGUUAAAGAUGAUUGUAUCAGUACUGAAGACUUGUCCAUUUGUCUCUUGAGAAACUUAGAUGGAAAGAUAGUAUUGCCAGGAAAUUUCCUACAAGUUACUUUCUAUGGCCGAUCUUGUGAUCUAAAGGUUACAAAGGUGAAAGGAAUGGAUGGUGUGUUGCUGGAAAUGCAAGAUGUUUUAAAGAUACCACAGGAAUUACCACUGGAGAAUUCGACUAAUAGUCAUUUCAAUUUAUCUAUUGAACUUGGAAAACUAGUAAUAACAGACAGUGAAGUACCUACCAGUACUCCAUGUAAGCAUGAGGAUCAUAACAUAUCCAUGAAUGAUUCUUUAAAUAAUAUGGGGCAUGAAGCAUUGAGUCCUGAUCCAGCAGAGAUCCUUGAUGGUGAUGGGUCUAACCUUCAUUCUGAAUCAAUCAUAUCACAAGAUUGUGAGAAAGGUUUUGCAGGUGAAGGAUUACCUUUGGCUGAUAAAACAGGACUGUCACAGAAUUGGGAACCAUUUUACUUCAUAUCGUCAAGGACUAGGGUCAGUUUCAUUCAAUCACAAGCCAAAGUGACAGAAGAAUGCAAUCUUGAACCAAAAGUUACUUACGAUUCAAUAGGUGGACUCAGUAACCAGCUGAAAACUAUAAAAGAAAUGAUUGAACUUCCUUUGAAGCAGCCUGAUCUAUUUAGGAAAUACGGAAUCCCACCUCCAAGAGGAGUGCUAUUAUAUGGCCCUCCAGGUACAGGAAAGACGUUGCUAGCCAGAGCAAUUGCAAAUGAGGUUGAAGCUCACUUCUGUACAGUUAAUGGUCCAGAAAUAAUAAGCAAAUUUUAUGGAGAAAGUGAAGCCCGGCUACGACAGAUAUUUUCUGAAGCCUCUUUACGGCGACCAUCCAUUAUAUUUAUUGAUGAAAUUGAUGCACUAUGUCCAAAAAGAGAAGAAGCCCAGAAUGAAGUUGAAAAAAGAAUUGUAGCGUCAUUGUUAACACUGAUGGAUGGUAUUGGAUCAGAAGACAAUGAAGGGCAGCUCUUAGUUCUUGGAGCUACCAAUCGCCCUCAUGCACUAGAUUCAGCCCUGCGCAGACCGGGACGUUUUGAUAAAGAGAUAGAAAUUGGAGUUCCCAAUUCUCAAGAUCGACUAGACAUCUUAAAGAAGGUUCUCAGUAAGACUCCUCACUCAUUGUCAGCAUCAGAUUUGACUCAACUAGCAGACAGUGCCCAUGGGUAUGUAGGAGCUGACUUAGCAGCACUGUGCAAGGAAGCAGGAAUGCAUGCUUUGCGGAGAAUACUUCGUAAGAAAGAGGAUCUCCUGGAUGACGAUGUAUCUGUAUCUGUAAUUAUUAAUCACAGUGAUUUCCUGCAAGCAAUGAACGAUGUCAGGCCCAGUGCCAUGAGAGAGGUGACAAUUGAUGUACCCAAAAUAUCCUGGUCAGAUAUAGGAGGGCUGGAAGAUGUUAAACUGAAAUUAAAGCAAGCUGUUGAAUGGCCGCUGAAGCAUCCUGAAUCUUUCAUUCGAAUGGGCAUUCAGCCGCCAAAAGGAGUACUCCUAUAUGGACCACCAGGAUGUUCUAAAACCAUGAUUGCCAAGGCCUUGGCUCAUGAAAGUGGUCUAAACUUCUUGGCAGUAAAGGGACCUGAAUUGAUGAAAAAAUAUGUUGGGGAAUCUGAACGUGCAGUCAGAGAGAUAUUUAGGAAAGCCAGAGCUGUUUCACCAUCCAUAUUGUUUUUUGAUGAACUAGAUGCCUUGGCUGUAGAACGGGGGAGUACUUCAAGUUCUGUGAAUGUUACGAACCGUGUCUUGGCACAGUUGUUGACCGAAAUGGAUGGGAUUGAACAGUUAAAGGAUGUGACAGUUUUGGCAGCUACAAACCGGCCAGAUAUGAUAGACAAGGCAUUGCUACGACCUGGUCGAUUCGACAGAAUUAUAUAUGUUCCUUUGCCUGAUGAAGCCACUCGCAGAGAAAUCUUUAAAAUUCAGUUUUGCAACAUGCCAAUAUCUUCUGAGGUCAAUUUGGAUGAGCUUGUCAUACAAACAGAAAAGUAUUCAGGAGCGGAGAUAACUGCAGUUUGUAGAGAAGCUGCUCUCCUUGCACUUCAAGAAGAUAUUGAGGCCAAAUAUAUAAUGAAAGAGCAUUUUCAACAAGCUUUGGUUGUUGUGACUCCUAGAAUCCCAGAUUCCCUACAGAAAUUUUAUGAAGAGUAUCAGCAGCGGAGUGGAUUGCAUUCACUGUGAGAAAGUGAUUAACAAACAUAAAGUAUACAACUUCAUUUCUAAAAAAUAAGUAGGAUUUUUUUUUCAAAGAAAUAUGUUCUUUAGUGCAUCAUCGUGCCAAAAGAGGUGUGUGUACAUGGAUUGGAAGGAAUGGCUUAAAAUCCUAUGCUCCCUUCUGAUGACAUCAUAAUACUGCAACUUGCUCAUAGCACAGGAAUGUCAAAAUGGCGUCCCGGGGGCCAGAUGUGUCACAUACAGGCCAUGCCCACCCCAGCUCCAUGAAGGGGAAAACAUCGCAAAAUGUCACGUGACAGCAAUGUGACAUGGUAAGCUUGACACCUGUGCCAUAGUAGCACUCAUUCAUUUCUCCAUCAUCACUAUCACUAACUAUAAAGGUUUCAUAUAAUGUAAAUUUUCUUACCUUUUUCAGAGCUGUCAUGUACAGAGUAUAGGUUGUUUUUUGGUUGUCUAUGAAAUGCUUUUCUCAAAUUAUAUCAGUUUAAAAAUGGAUUUUAACAUUUUCUAUUCUUCUCCAAUUUAUAAGGAUUGUUUUGGAGUUCUAUAUAAGUCUUUAUUUUUCCCAAUAUAAAAAAAAUUGUAUCACCAAUGAACAUAGAUCAUACCUAAUUUCAGAUAAUGUUUUAAACCAGUUCAAAGAAUUAGUUUUAAAUGGCUUUCUAAACCAUUUGUAUAAUGUCCUUCUAAUUUUUUCUGCCUUUCUAGUUCUUGCAUAAAUUGUUAUUGUGUAAGAUGUCUCAACAAAUUGAUUAAAAUCUAUUUGGAAAACAUUGAAUAUCAAUCUACCAUACUGGAGAUGGGGUAGAUGAAAUCUUUGUUAGACUGUGGAACAAAAUAGACAUAGUCUGUUAGUUUUUUCAAGACUAUUCAACUGUAUUAGGAAUAGCUGCUGCUGACAAAAACGUAUGCCAAAUAAAGUUGGUUGUUUUUAAAUGUGCUACUUUCUUCAUUUCUACAGGUCUUUAGUAUAUGAACCAGAUUGCCAUUAUAGUUAACUCUUUGUCAAAUAAUUCUAAAAAUUUAAUUUACAUUUGCAGAAGCCAUGAUAAUCGUUCUUCGUGAAAGGUUUUCUCUUCCAGAUUCUUGGUAGUAGUUUAAAAAUAAUGCUUACUUCUGUUUCCACAGUUACAUUACUUAGACCAUAAUUUCCAGAUCCCUUUUCCAGAUAUCCUUUUAAAUAUACAAGAUAUCCUAUUUGGCCUGGUGAUUAAGGCACCAGCCUAGAAACUAAGAGUU
Messenger RNA from Notechis scutatus (mainland tiger snake), 3930 nucleotides. RefSeq names its product AAA ATPase AFG2A (gene AFG2A). The record is from RefSeq and is a predicted model, not a curated record. Gene Ontology annotation, cellular component: cytoplasm. Lineage: Eukaryota; Metazoa; Chordata; Lepidosauria; Squamata; Elapidae. Gene Ontology annotation, molecular function: ATP binding; ATP hydrolysis activity.